Solea senegalensis (Senegalese sole) is the source of this 3079-nucleotide messenger RNA. It is a transcript of the gene cog1, whose product is annotated as component of oligomeric golgi complex 1. Gene Ontology annotation, biological process: intra-Golgi vesicle-mediated transport. Gene Ontology annotation, cellular component: COG complex; Golgi apparatus. The coding region runs from base 68 to 3016 and encodes 982 amino acids. NCBI's taxonomy places the organism in Eukaryota, Metazoa, Chordata, Actinopteri, Pleuronectiformes, Soleidae. The transcript has 15 exons. The record is from RefSeq and is a predicted model, not a curated record.
UUGUCUUCCGGGUUGGUGGAGUCCCUUCAGCGGCUGAAGUUGUUGUUGUUCUGGUUCUGGCGCAGCGAUGGCCAACGACCCAGCGCUGUCCCUGCGGGUUUCAGAGAUUAAGAAUUCGGCUGCUCUCUUCGAGCGCUACAACACAGACGAGAUCCGUCGGAUCGAGCAAAAAGUCCGCGGGGAGAUCGAACAGAAGAAGGAGGAGCUGAGGCAGAUGGUCGGGGAGCGGUACCGGGACCUCAUCGAUGCCGCCGACACCAUCGGAGAGAUGAGGCAGUGCUCGGAGAGCGUGGUCCUGUCCAUCCAGGACAUGCACCAGUACUGUCACGGUCUGAAACAAGGCAGAGCCGCCGUGAGCAGCUGCAGAAAGGAGGAGAACCAGAGGCAGUGGCAGGAUAAGUUCUACACCAUGGCAGCCCAGAUAAAGCUCCUGUUGGAGAUCCCAGAGCGCAUCUGGAGUGCCAUGGAGGCGUCGCAGUACCUACAGGCCACCCAGCUGUACCUGCUGUGCUGCCACCUGCACAGUCUGUUGCAGCUGGACAACGCAAGAGGGGGCCACUACAGCCCCGUCCUGGCCCGCUUCCCUAUUCUGGUCCGCCAGGUAGCCACCACCGGGCACUUUAGGUCCACCAUUCUGCUAGACAGCAGGUCUCUGCUGCGAGGACGCGCUGUGUCGGACCAGGCCAUCGCCGAGGCCCUGGUGUCCACCAUGCUGCUGGAGGACAGCUCACCACGACAGGCCUUGGCUGACUUCUUGCUGGCCCGGAAAGCCUCUAUCCAUCAGCUGCUCAACCAACCACAGCACGGUGCAGGGAUCAAGGCGCAGGUGUGCAGCCUGGUGGAGCUGCUGGUCACCACCCUGUUCCAGGCCUACGCUGUCUUCUACCUGCCCCCAGAGAGAGUCCCCAGGCCUGCAGAAGGCGCUCUGAGCUGCGGCAUGCUCUUCUCUAUCCUCGAGAAUGUGACCUCCAUCAGUCCUGCAGCUAAAGUCCGGAAGGUGCUGCAGGAAGAGAAGAGCACAGGAGGCUGGUUCAAGCACCUGCCUCCCUCCAUCACUGAGUUCCAGCCCGCCCUCCGCACCCUGGCUCAGCCAAUCCAGAGAGAGCAGCUGCGGGACACGCUGCAGCAGUGGAUCAACACGUGUAAGGAGGACAUCUGCCGUGGCGUUGGCAGCCUCCUGGUCUAUGUGAAAAGCCUGAAGGGGCUGGCGGCCAUCAGAGACGCUGUAUGGGACCUCCUCUCCACUGACUGCAUCAGUCAGCACUGGGGCGUGGUGUGCCAGCGGCUCCUGGAGCGCCCCCUGGCUGUCUGGGACAACUUCCUUCAGCAGCUUUUCCUUCAGCGCCUGCAGGCCAUCACCAAAGAGGAAACUGAGGCCAUCUCGUCCAGUUCUGUCCAGCACCUUGUCUCAGCAGUGAGGGACCUGGAGGGUCAGACCACCCAAAGCCCUGCAGGUACAAACCCUAGCUGCAACCGCAAGGCUCAGUAUGAGGUGGACGUCGCCUCGUUCCUCUGGUCCGAGUCUCCAGGUGACCUGCUGAGUGAUGCGGGGUGGAUCAGUGUGUCCCAGCGCAGGCAGCAGCAGCAGAGGAGUGGCCUGGCCAUGAAGACCCAGGCCCUGACACCUUGUGUCCAGAACUUCUGCUCUUCCAUGGAUGCAAAGCUGAAGGCCAGGCUGGAGGACCUUCAGUUCUACCUUCCCUCCCAGGAUACAGGCUCAGACUCAGUCCCUGCUGACGCCUCAUCACCCUCCUCAUUUAACCGCUUCAUGGACUCUCCGGCUGUGGAGGAGUGUUUGCGUGGAGGCUCCCUGACCUGUGUCCACCACAUCCUGUCUUCCAUCCAUGCAGAGCUGGCCACGGCCUCACCCGACCCCAGCCCCUCCCGCCUCAGUGCCGUCCUCUUCAUGGCCAGGCUGUGCCAGUCCAUGGGUGAGCUCUGUCCUAACCUGAAGCUUUGCAUCCUGGGAAAGCAGAGCGGCUCUGAGGCCAGGGUCAAAGCCCCGAGGCAAACCAAGAAGCUGGGAAAAGCCAGGCCAGCUACAGAAGUCAGCCCUGCCCAGACCAAGUGGGCAGGGCUAAAGGACGAGCUUCUCAACUGCAGCAUGGAGGCUUACCGCAUCUGGAGCUCCGCCCUCUCCAAGGUGUUGCUGGAUAAGUUUGGCAUGGUGCUGCACUCACAGUCUGCCGGAGUCAUCCUCACCACGGCAACAAACUGGGAGGACCUGGAGAUACAGGAAGAGGCGGAGUCUGGAAGCAGCGUCACGUCCAAAAUCCGUCUGCCUGUGCAGCCGUCGUGGUUUGUGCAGUCGCUGCUGUUCCAGUUGUGUGUGGAGGUGAACAGGGUGGGGGGUCACGCUCUGCCUCGGCUCACGCAGCACGAGCUGCUGCAGACGUGUCUGACAGGAGCUCUGCAUCAUUACCACAGCCUGUCACAGCAGGACCACACCAAGGAUGACGUGUUUCCCAUGACUCAGAACCGAGCCCUGCAGCUGCUGUUUGACCUGCGGUACCUCAGCACCACGCUGGGCAGCAGACUGGAGGAGAGCAGGAGCUCUCGUUCACAUCCAGACCCCAGAUUCCACGAGGUGUGUGAUUGGCUGGAGAGCUUCAUCGACCCCUUUGACCUGGACGUGUUCACACCUCUGCUGAACGCCAACCUCAGCCGUCUGUCCCAGAGGACCUCGGUGCUGCUCGGGCUGCUGACGGCCUCAGAGAAGCAAUUUGUGUCUCGCAGCAGCAGCAGCAGCAGUGUCAACUCUCAGGAAUCUUACAACAUCCUGCCACUGGCCUGCAGCCAGAUCCGGUUUGGCCUGCUGCCACUCAGCAUGUCCAAUGACAGGAAGUCAAAGAUGUCCUCCAGGAGUUGUGACCAGCUGGCUCCUCCCCCCUCUGUGGCACAGGUGCAGGACAGCUUCCGGCCGGGCAGCCUCUUCAGACAGCUGGCCAAUCAGGACGAGGACACAGCAGCUCCGUCUCUGUUCAAACUGAGCUGGCUUUCUGGCAUGGCCAAAUAAUCCCACUGCACUUUUUACUGAACUUUGUCAAAAGAAUAUGUUCAAUAAAUUCUGUCUUCUUUA